GGCAGAUUGCUUCUUCUUCCAAAGCUUUGUUAUGUAGAAGCUCUCUCUCUCUCUCUCUCGCUCUGUUUCCCAAUAUGAUUAGGAUUCUUCGCAGAAAUCAUUUCAUUCUCUCCAACGAUCUCCCAUGUCUCCUCUCAUCCUAUUCUUCCCUUCCCUACCCUACCGCCACUAAUACCCCACCAAAAUUCCGAAUCCCAAAACCCAAAUCCAAAUCCCCUCCUUCACCACCUCCAUCAUCUCCACAACUCCAUCAUUUACUCUCCCAACUCCCCCCAAGAUUCACCACACAAGACCUCUCCAAGACCAUCUCCCUCCAGAAAGAUCCCCACCUCUGCCUCCACCUCUUCAAUUGGGCCUCCCAACAGCCCAGAUUCAGGCACGACCUCUCCACCUUCCUCAUCACUGUCAAAAAGCUCGGCUCUGCCAAACUCUAUGAAGACCUCGAUGCUGUCGUCGAUCAAGCACUCGCCAUCCCCAUCCCGUCCUCGGAGACCCUCUUCAACACCAUCAUCUAUUUCUACACCGAGGGCCGUAAGCUCUCCAGAGCAGUCACUGUCUUCAAGCACAUGAAGAAGAGCAAGGACCCGAAUUCCCACCCGUCCAUCCGGACCUACAAUCUCCUCUUCUCUGCGAUGCUUAGCCGUGGCAGCAACUCGUAUAUAAACCACAUGUAUAUGGAGACGAUCCGGUGCCUCUUCCGGCAGAUGGUCGACGAUGGGAUUGAGCCUGAUAUCUUCUGCUUGAAUUCUAUGAUCAAAGGGUAUGUUCUUUCGCUUCACCUAAAUGACGCUCUUCGUGUAUUUCACCAAAUGGGUGUUGUCUAUAAAUGCUUGCCGAAUGGAUUUUCGUAUGAUUAUUUGAUUCAUGGGCUUUGUGCACAAGGGCGGUCGAGGAAUGCCAUGGAGUUUUAUGGGGAGAUGAAGAGUAAAGGGUUCGUUCCUAGCGGGAGGGCAUAUAAUUCGCUCGUGAAUUGUUUGGCGAUCAGUGGGGAGGUUGAUGAGGCGGUGAGGAUUUUGUGGGAGAUGGGUGAGAAGGGGAGGUUGGCAGAUUGGAUCACGUACAAGACCGUGUUGGACUCGAUUGGACGGCAGGGGAGGGUUAGGGAUGCAAUCAGCCUGUUGAAGGAGUUGCAGGACAAGGACAUGGUCGAUGGGCAUACUUAUAGGAAGCUGUUGUAUUUUCUCGAAGAUGAUUUUGGCAAUUCAGAUGGGAGAAAUGGAAUGAAUCGGAGUUGAGCUUUCUCGGCCUUUUGUUCUGUAAGAUGUUAGCUCAAUCUACUGUUAGAUUUGGAUUAGUUGGUGAUGGGUGAAUUGCAAUCCUGUAACUUGAAUCUUGGUAGUGGUAAACUGAUGAAUCCUAAGGUUGGUGCUUUUGAAAUGUUUUGUUAUGCUUGUUAGAGGAAUAUGAUGGUGGGUCAGAUGCUAUACUGGUAGAAGUGGAUUUUUUGGAAGGUUGCAACUACUUUUGGAGACUCAUAAAGCAAGAAUGUUAAUUGUUUGUUAUAUGCAUUACCAAAUUCAUUUCCCCUCCAACCAUCGGUGAAACUGGCGAAUGGAGUUGCACAAGCUGCUCAGGUUUGGCCGAUUUGCGUGAAUUGUCACAAACCAUGCCUAUGGGCCUAUCUUGUUUUCUUUGAGAAUGGGCCGCAAAUGGGCCCUAAAUGGAAAGCUGAUUUAGAGUUUACCGAAAUGAGCAAUGGGCCUUGAUGGGCAAAGAAAACUGAUGGAGAGCUGACGAAAUGAGAAUUAAAUAAAUACCUUCUCCAACUCACUGGUAUGGCAGUAUGGCUGAUACCAGCAUGAAGAUUUUGUGUUUCUGUUAAUAUGUGACGGUGAAGGUUGUUUUUUGACAGUCGUAAGGAAGUUCUUGGCGAUGGAGAUAUUAUCAUCACGAUGGAAACAUGGAAUGAAAUGAAAGUUGGUUUUCUAUGAAUUGUGAUCAUUCUCCGUGAAUCAAUCAGAUAUCCACAUCUUGAGAUAUGAAGGAAUGCACAUCCUUUUAUUUUCAUGUUCCUACUGGUGGGGCCAAUGAUGCAGCACAGAGAGCUUGAACAGGGUAUCUUUGGUGACUUAAUUUCAAUGGGAGAAGUAGGGAUGGCUCAGAUCCAUUGGGCUUUACAGAACAGUUUUGCAAUGAUAGAGCUGGGUAACUUUGGCAUUACAUGGUGGAUGCUACAGUUAUAGAGGCGAAGAAGCCUGCAAAGGAAUGGCUUCAAGCAAGCAGUAAUGACGAAAGGCGAUUAUUUUAGUUUCAGAUGAUCAUGUUGGAGUCUUCAGAUGGACCAAGAAAGGCAUCUUGAUGUCUUUCUCAUAUUUACCCAUUGAGUUUUGAAGGUUUAAAUAAGAUGUCAAUACAGAAAGCAAAGAUCUUCUCCUGUCUGUAACUUGCAUUGUUUUCAUUCUCUGAUUUUCCAUAACAUGAUUAAUCUGCUUCGAUGGCAAGAACUGACUAUUAUAGAUUUCUUUGUGCAAUCUUACCAUGGUUGGCAAGGAGAACAUAUUCUUUGAA
This is a messenger RNA of Magnolia sinica, 2508 nucleotides long. RefSeq names its product pentatricopeptide repeat-containing protein At2g27800, mitochondrial. Lineage: Eukaryota; Viridiplantae; Streptophyta; Magnoliopsida; Magnoliales; Magnoliaceae. The transcript has a single exon. Gene Ontology annotation, molecular function: protein binding. The coding region runs from base 75 to 1235 and encodes 386 amino acids. The record is from RefSeq and is a predicted model, not a curated record.